AUGUCCGUCGAACACGGUACCGUAGAAUCUGGCAACGGCCUGCACAACCACCAUCAUCACGAUGACAAGGCUGCAGUCGGCCAUCACUCGCCCACCGGCGCACCUACCGCUAGCGGCGGUCAAUAUGGCGGUCAACUGAACCGUGGCAUCACCCCUGGUGGCCAUGCCAUCGAUUCAUCCCAGCCCGCUUUCCCAGUCUACCAUCGCCGAUUCGCCAACCCGGCACCGCUCGGUCUGUUGGCUUUCGCAGUCACUACCUUCAUCCUCUCACUGCUCAACGUUGGCGCAAAGGGCGUCGCCGCGCCUAACAUCAUCAUCGGCAGUGCUCUCGGCUACGGUGGUCUCGUUCAGCUCAUCGCUGGUAUCUGGGAAUUCGCUGCCGGUAACACCUUUGGCGCGACCGCAUUCUGCUCAUACGGUGGCUUCUGGAUCUCCUUCGGCCUCACUCUGUGGCCCAGCUCAGGUGUCGUUGCUGCCUACACCGUCGAUGGCGCCGUGACGACCGAUUUCGACUAUGCGCUAGGCUUCUACCUCGCCGCAUGGUUCAUCUUCACCUUCAUCAUGCUCAUCGCCUCUCUCCGCUCAUCCGCAGCACUCGUCAGCGUAUUCUUCUUCUUGACGCUCACAUUCCUCUUGCUCUUUGUCGGCAAGCUGCUGCCCACCCACACUGCUAUCACGACUGCCGGUGGUGCUUUCGGUCUCGUCACCGCAGCAUGCGCGUUCUACACUGGCGCUGCCGGUCUGCUCACCCCCGAUGCAGGCUACCUCGUCCUUCCCGUUGGCGAUCUCAGCCGAAAGGAUUAA
Mixia osmundae IAM 14324 is the source of this 804-nucleotide messenger RNA. RefSeq lists its product as uncharacterized. The transcript has 6 exons. Gene Ontology annotation, molecular function: acetate transmembrane transporter activity. NCBI's taxonomy places the organism in Eukaryota, Fungi, Basidiomycota, Mixiomycetes, Mixiales, Mixiaceae. The record is from RefSeq and is a predicted model, not a curated record. Gene Ontology annotation, cellular component: plasma membrane. Bases 1 to 804 code for a protein of 267 amino acids.